AUGGCAAGCACUUGGCAACCCCCGAAUGAUUACCGAAACAGAGCCGUCGUAGUUCUAGGUGGCGGUGUGCUCGGACGACGAAUAGCUUGUGUAUGGGCUUCGGCUGGUUACAAUGUCCGGAUCCGAGAUCCUAGCCUCCAGCAGCGAAAGGAAAGUGUCGCGUACUUUGACGAAAACAUCGCCCUAUACACCCAGAAGACGUGCCAAACGCCAGGCACUGUGAAGUCAUUGGAGAAACUUGAAGAAGCACUCACUGGCGCCUGGCUCGUCAUCGAAGCUGUUCCGGAGGUUCUACAACUCAAGGUUGACACCUUUGCUCAUCUGGAAGCAUUUGCACCAAGUGACUGCAUCCUGGCCUCCAACUCGUCUUCCUACAAGUCCUCCGAAAUGCUGGACAGGGUAUCCGAUGCCACUCGAUCUCGGAUUCUGAACAUGCAUUAUUACAUGCCACCACGUAACAUGGUCGUUGAGCUCAUGACAGACGGUCAUACUGAGGAGUCGAUUUUCCCCUUCAUGGUUGACCGAUGCAAAGAAGGAGGAACAUUGCCCUACGUUGCUCGGAAAGAGUCGACGGGUCUCAUCUUCAAUCGUCUUUGGGCUGCUGUCAAGAGAGAGAUCCUGACUAUUCUGGCAGAGGACGUCUCUACCCCUGAAGAGAUUGACUCUUUGUGGGACCAAAUGUUCGUGAAGGGAGGCGCGACCCCUUGCAAGACAAUGGAUGACGUGGGCUUGGACACCGUCGCCUUGAUCGAAUCUCACUAUGUCAAGGAGCGUGAUCUUUGUCCUGAAAACACCGUGGAUUUCUUGAAUGCCAGAUACAUCAAAGAUGGGAAGUUGGGCACAAAGAGUCAACUUGGUGGUCUUUACCCUCCCGCAGUGGCCAAAGAGGCUGCAGCAAAAGCCCCUAGUAUCCUUGUCUUGGACCUUGGUCUUUCCUCUGUCUCGCCAACGAUGUCGUCUGGCUCUAUCCUGGAAUACUCGACCACUGGUCAAAUCAAACGGGCUCUAGCCGUCAAUCAGGCUCUUCCAGAUGGUCUGGCAGUUGACACCAGCAGUGGCCUCGCGUUCUGGACCAACAUGGGAAUACCAGGAAAGCAAGACGGCACCGUGCUUUCAAUCAACCUGCACACGACUGAGAUAAAGACUAUUGUUGCGCCUGGUACAAUCAACACUCCAAAGCAACUGGCUUUGGACAAGGAGGCAAAGAAACUGUAUUUCUGUGACCGGGAAGGCUGCCGCGUGUACCGCUGUAACUUUGAUGGCUCUGAGCUAGAGACCCUCGUGUGGACAUGUGAGCUUGAGGAUACAGACCCUAAGAAGAACAUUCACAACUGGUGUGUUGGUAUCGCUGUUGACGCAGAGCUGGGUAAGUUUUACUGGUCCCAAAAGGGCCCGUCUAAAGGCGGACAAGGGCGUAUUUUCUGUGCCAACAUCUCGACACCUUUCGGUGAAUCUGGUAUCAACAGAAGUGAUGUGGAGUGCAUUCUCGACGGACUCCCAGAGCCUAUUGACCUUGAGAUUUCAGAGAUCUCAAAGUCGCUUUACUGGACUGAUCGUGGUGAGAUCCCGUUUGGUAAUUCGGUGAAUCGCGCCCAACUCGAUUCAUCUGGUCGAAUAAUUGAGAACUCGUCGAUUAAGAAAUACGAGGUUUUGUAUCGUCACUUCAAUGAAGCUAUCGGGUUAAAGAUUGAUGAAAAGAGCAACUCGAUUUACGUGACGGACCUGGGCGGUCGCAUUUAUCAUUGUGACUUGCAUGGAACGGACAAAUCUGUUUUGGUUGACGAUGAAAAGCGAGCUUUUACUGGGCUCGUUUUGCUUUGA
Messenger RNA from Penicillium pulvis, 1821 nucleotides. RefSeq lists its product as uncharacterized. The coding region runs from base 1 to 1821 and encodes 606 amino acids. Gene Ontology annotation, biological process: fatty acid metabolic process. The transcript has 3 exons. Gene Ontology annotation, molecular function: NAD+ binding; oxidoreductase activity, acting on the CH-OH group of donors, NAD or NADP as acceptor. Lineage: Eukaryota; Fungi; Ascomycota; Eurotiomycetes; Eurotiales; Aspergillaceae. The record is from RefSeq and is a predicted model, not a curated record.